UGCCCCUUCAUCCCUCCCCCCACAACAUAACGUGGAGCUGUCGGGGUCCGGUUUGUUGGAGCGGUUUGUCAUCAGGAGCAUUGCAGCACAUUUGGAGACGGCAGAGGCCAGAGGUUCUUCGCUCUUCAUCAGGGCCUCAGCCCACUGAGUUCAGCCUCAUCAGAGCAGGUCACAUCUCACCUCAUCUCAGCAUGUCUAAAAAGAACGAAAACCCAGCGGAGGGCAAAGAGCCCGAGAGCAGCUGGAAAGACGCGAUCUUCAAUCCAAGAACUGGAGAAUUCUUCGGUCGGACCGCGAGCAAUUGGGGCCUCAUCCUCCUCUUUUACUUGGUCUUCUAUGGCUUCUUGACUGCCAUGUUUGUCUUCACUAUGUGGGCAAUGCUUCAGACGCUGAAUGACGACACGCCAAAGUAUCGAGAUCGGGUUGCGUCCCCAGGGUUGGCUAUCAGGCCAAACUCUUUGAAUAUAGUUUUUAACAGAUCAGAACCUCUUGGAUAUGGCCAGUAUGUCCAGCAUCUUGAAUCGUUUCUGCAUCAGUAUAAUGACUCAGAACAGGCCAAAAAUGACUUGUGUAUGGCGGGUCAGUACUCUGAGCAGGAUGAGGAACCUCAGAAGAAGGUGUGUCAGUUCAGGAGGAGUUUACUCCAGCGUUGCUCUGGGAUGGAGGACACCACUUUUGGCUAUGCUAAAGGACAGCCCUGUGUUAUUGUUAAGAUGAAUAGGAUCAUUGGUCUAAAGCCAGCUGGGGAUCCAUACAUCAACUGUACAUCAAAGAGUGGGAAACCUCUCCAGAUGCAGUAUUUUCCCCAUGAGGGGACUAUUGAUAGGAUGUACUUUCCUUACUAUGGGAAGAAAACACAUGAGGGUUAUGUUCAGCCUCUGGUUGCUGUAAAGCUGUUGCUUAAGAAGGAAGACUACAACUCUGAGCUGUUUGUAGAAUGCAAGGUAGAGGGCUCCAACCUCAAGAACAACGACGAGCGUGACAAGUUUCUCGGUCGCGUCACCUUCCGGGUUCUGGUGACCGAAUAACGCAGCUUCUGGUACAGACGCUGAAGGGAAACUUGCACUACUUCUCUCCCUUUCAUCCCUGUCCUCCUUUUAAACCCCCACUGUAUGUCCUGCAUGUCCUCAGCAGGUCUCAAGGACCUAACUUAACUCUCCACAGACAGGCAUGACUGAUUGAUUUCUGUUAAUGAAUCCCACUCACCGUGUCUUCACAGGAUCCCUGUUUAGUCUUCUGUCUAGCACCGCCUCCUGCUGAAGACAUGAGUGUCUCUGAACAUUUAAUUGUACUCAAACCCUGGCCCUCGCAUUCCCUAGAUGUUUUGAAUUCUUUAACGUCAUUACGUUGUACUCUUAAAGGGGUUUUGUUUACAUUGUGAUCGAAGAGAUAAGUUAGUUGAUAUCUAAAUCCUUAGCUGGUGUUUUUGUGUUUGUGUUGCCCGGUGUGAAUAUAUUUAAUGAUCGUAUUGUCAUAUUGCUAGAAGAUUUAUGAAAAAAAAGAAAAGAAAAAAGUGGCAUUAUUUGACACACUGUUGAAAUAUGAACUACGUAAAGAGCCACAUUUGUAACCUAAAUUAUUUUCAUAACCUCUGCAUGGAUCCUCGUUCAUGCAGAUGCCUUAAGAGCCAUUUAACAUCUUGGUACAAAUGCUAUUUUGACAAAUAAAAAGAAAACAAAUAAGUGGUGGUUGUAGAUUGUCUGUAAUAUCCUGGAUGUACCACAGGAUGGCGUUAGGAUAUAAUGUUGUCUAACAGUAACUUUUUUUUCUUACAAAUUACAGUUGUGUUGAGUAGCUUUUUUUGCAUUUACAUUUGAACUCAUUCUCUUACUACACUGAAUCAUGUGUUUGGCGUCAUAUGUUAUAUACGUUUAAUUUAAACAUGUCACAGUGCUCAACCAAACAUAGCACUGUGUGUUCCUGCCAACAGCUAUCAAUAAAUCAGCAGUUUGCGUCAACCGA
This is a messenger RNA of Carassius auratus (goldfish), 1962 nucleotides long. RefSeq names its product ATPase Na+/K+ transporting subunit beta 3a (gene atp1b3a). Gene Ontology annotation, cellular component: sodium:potassium-exchanging ATPase complex. NCBI's taxonomy places the organism in Eukaryota, Metazoa, Chordata, Actinopteri, Cypriniformes, Cyprinidae. Gene Ontology annotation, biological process: sodium ion export across plasma membrane; intracellular sodium ion homeostasis; potassium ion import across plasma membrane. The transcript is spliced from 7 exons. Gene Ontology annotation, molecular function: ATPase activator activity. Bases 192 to 1028 code for a protein of 278 amino acids. The record is from RefSeq and is a predicted model, not a curated record.